Messenger RNA from Pelobates fuscus (common spadefoot toad), 2675 nucleotides. It is a transcript of the gene C4H8orf34, whose product is annotated as chromosome 4 C8orf34 homolog. The record is from RefSeq and is a predicted model, not a curated record. The transcript is spliced from 14 exons. The coding region runs from base 270 to 2144 and encodes 624 amino acids. NCBI's taxonomy places the organism in Eukaryota, Metazoa, Chordata, Amphibia, Anura, Pelobatidae.
CAUUGUUGCAACUCUUCUCACAUAAAGGAAUGAAAGACUGACUCCUUUGUCAUCAAUGGGAUUUUGAUUUUUUUUUUCCUGUCAUUUUGAAGGCAGACACAAUACCGCCGCUCUCCUGGGUUUCUGCUGCCAGGCUCUGUGAAGUUUUAGCAGCCCCUACUCUCAGCCGUGGAUAGCCAUCUAUCGGGAAGGGACCCUCUCAGUGAGCGCUCACAGUAUCCUAACCCCGAGCAGUGCAGGAGAUCUGGCUCUGGUUAAACCUCCUACCGAUGGCGUCUCGACAGCAAACCCGGAUCCAGGUCUACCUGGAGACCAACCGGAUCGGACCUCUGUUUGAGGAAUUAAUGACAAGACUGAUAACAGAGACUCCAGAACAACCAAUACCUUUCCUAAUCAAUCAUCUUCAAUCAAAAAUAGGACAUGUUGGCCAUCUACAGAGGACCUUGUCUGGAUCUGCUGCUUUGUGGGCAGAGAGUGAAUCUCCAGAAAACAAAGGAACAAGACGAGAUUCUAGAAGCUAUGACAAACCAUGGCAAGUGAACGCAAAGAAACCCAAAAAAUCGAAGAGUGACCUGGCAGUUUGUAAUAUUUCACCAACAUCACCAGAAUCCAAGUCUUUGCCAAGAUCCCUUGAGCAACAGAAGUGGGACUGGAGGACAAAACCAGAAAGUCGCGAUUUUGAUGAAUUAAACCAUAUUUUGCAAGAAAGUAAGAAACUAGGGAAAGCAUUGGAGAACCUAUCCCGCAGUAUUGCUGUUGCAGAUGAAUUGGAACAGGACACAAGAGCAUUUAAUUCAUCACUUUUAAGGCCUUGUGUGAUUGGAGAAUGGGUUGGGCGUGAAGACAACGAUCCAGACCCAUUGGCUGCUGAAAUGAUCCAACCACCAAUACCUAGAAAUAAAAAUGAACAGAGGGAGGUGGAAGAAGGAAGUAGCAGUCCUGCGGGGAGUUUGAAGAUGGAGCCAAAGAACAAGGGACUUAAACAGCAGCAACAGCAACAUAAAAAGCUCCUGGCGGCCAUGCUCUCCCAAGAUUCCUUUGACUCAGUACAUAGCACUCCAGCUUCCGUCACCGAAGAAGAUAUAGAUAAUGAGGAUGAUGCAAUGGAACUGUUAGAGGACCUUGAUGAUCUUAGAAUGGAAGGUGUAACCAGUCUUAUGCCAUCUGGAAGCAAAUUUAGCCAAGGAAGGAGUACCUACACCAGCGAACCUCAAGCAAAAGUCACAUUAAACAUCUGCUCAAGGUGUGCAAGAUUACAGGGAGAGAACCUGGUUCAGGCAGUAGAUGAAAUGGCAAAGGACAACGCUACUGGAGAGAGAGCUGUAACAGAAGCAUCAGGUGCAGCGUCGUUGCCCGGAGCAGAAUCAGUAAUGGAAGACGGUGAUGAAAUUGAGAGUGCUUCUCAAGUGACAGGACCUCGUCAACCAGUCUGGGAUUCAGAAGCUUUGUCUGCCAGAAGUGGAGGUUCCCAGAGCCAGAAACUCCUGAAAGAGGCAUUAACCGCAAAAGAACUGCAGAGCAUGGAAAAGCAUCUUGCUGAUAUUGAAAAGGACUUGGCACUUAUGGCUGAAGCGAGCAUGUCAAAGAGCCCCAACAACCAGCAAGGUGGUGCAGUUACUAGUGAUCAGCAAGCAGUGUACCAGAUGUCUCAACUACAGAAAUCUAGAACACAAUUGCCAAAUCAAACCACGAAAAGCCUACAACUUCAUCUUCAAGAGAACAAAUCACCACCUCAGUCAAACAGUAGGGGAAAGGCUUCAAGUCUGCCAAAUAGUAGGCCUCAAACUCCAAAUUCACAGUCAAAUAAGCUUCAAAACCCGCUAACACCACUCGGUAGACCUGUAACUCCAAACAGCUUGCUGUCUCGACCACUGACUCCUAGUAACCAUGGAAACAAGGAUAUGCUCUUCGCUGGGCAAAGGAAUCGAUCUGCACCUGUUAAGGGUCAGGUUGGAUGGACAGCUAGCCCGCUAUCAGGAGUUCAGGCUCAAGUAGCGAUGGAAACACUAGGAUAUGCUUCUCAGAAAACUAGUGUCUCAGAAGAAGAAGCCUUUGAACAGCUUCAAGGUUCCCGACAACCAUGGACACUUCCAAGUGACACAGAUAGCGAAAGUAUAGAGGCAGAGAAGGAAAAAUGCUUGUGAUAUGACAUGAAUGAAAAAUCAUGGAAAGUGAAAAAGCAGUGGUGAUGUAACCGGAAACUUGAUUUUAACAUUUUGACUUGGUCUUCAAUAAAAAAGAAGAACAAUUAUUUUCAGAUUGUGUUUAGUAUUACAUGCAAUGGUCAAUGUUCACAAUGUAGAAUGAUUUGGUUUUACCCUGUGAGAUUAUUUCCUAUAAAUCUAAAAUGUAAUCCAUCACUAUACAAUUUUAUGAACCGCAAUGGGACCAAUGUUUGUUCUGACAUUAAAAGAAACUACAUACUAAUGGGAGGUCAAAAAGUAAGCAGAUUAUGUUCUCAUUACUUGAUGGGUAUAAACUGAAACUUUAACACUUUGUUCCACUGGUAGUCUCAGCUUUUCGUAAUUUUCUAAAGGGAUAGCAUACCUUAAAUACCAUUUUCUAUGUAGAAUAAUGAUGCAUUUUUGAAUAAUUAGAAGUCACUGGAAAUAUUUGCUUGUUUUCUUGCUGCUUACAUCUGUAGAUGACAAAAAAAAAAACUCACUUUUGAACAU